GGGGCAGAAUAGCGGGGAAGCGGAGAGAAAGAGCGAGCAAGAAAGGGAGGCAAAGCGCGAGAGAGAGAAAGAGCAAGAGAAGCGCUCGCCGUGGCAGGAACAAUCGGGUCGCGUCGCGUCACCGGGUAUACGGAGCACCGCUGCGAGCGGCACCACGAGACCAGGCACGGAGCCACGAAUUUGGUGAUCCAGCACAACCUGACCCACGACCACCGCACGUAUACCCUCGCUUUUGACAUCGGCGGCGGUGGUGGCGGCGGCGGUGGUAGUAGUAGUGGUGGUAGUGGCGGCGGCGGCGGCUGCGGUGGCGGAGUGUGCGUGCCAGUGGGAAAGGUAAGAUGGCGGCGGACGGAGAUGCGGUGAUUCCGGAUCAGGAAAAAGUGCGAAUAGUCUCGGAUUUUAUACUGCACUCGCCGCCGGGCGAGUUCAACGAGGUGUUCAACGAUGUGAGGGUCCUGCUGAACAACGACAACCUGUUGAAGGAGGGCGCGUCCGGUGCGUUCGCACAGUACAACAAGGACCAGCUCACGCCUGUUAAGAUAGAGGGGAGCGACCACCCAGCACUCAUAACAGAACAUAAUGAUCUGGGUUCUCAAAGGUUUUAUGACACGCGGAGUAAGCAAAGUUUUAAAUAUGAUCACUUGAGGAAGGAAGCACAAGAUUAUGAACCUUACGAACCAGAUCCUGUAGCGGAACCUUGGAGGUCAGCCCUUCAAGAGGAAAUAACGAAUUAUACUCAAAGUCAUUACAGACAUGGCGCUUGCUCAGUUUUCGGCAAAUCGCUUGGAGGAAACAUAACGCUAACGGCAUGCAUAGAGGAUCAUCAGUUUCAACCUAAAAACUUUUGGAACGGCCGCUGGCGUUCGGUAUGGAGCAUAAGUUUUACCCCGAAUUCGGAUAACGCCGAGUUAAGAGGUAGCCUCAAAGUACAAGUACACUACUACGAGGAUGGGAAUGUACAGUUGGUCAGUAGCAAAGAGGUUAAGUUGAGCCUGCUGAUCUCCAACGAGAAGCAAACGGCGAAGGACUUAAUACGGUUUGUCGAGGAGUCAGAGAACGAUUAUCAAACGGCAAUCUCGGAAAACUAUCAAACGAUGUCCGACACCACCUUUAAGGCGCUGCGAAGGCAACUGCCAGUAAUGCGAACAAAAAUUGACUGGAACAAAAUUGUUUCGUACAGUAUUGGCAAAGAGCUUAAAAGUCAAUAGAAAUAGAUUUUUUUAUAUAAUAAUAUUAAAAGAAAUAAUUAAAAGGAAAGCGCAUUUUGCUGCAUGAGUGAAGUCUGGAGGUGUGAUGUGCAUGGGAGCAAAAUGUAACAUUAUUGAAUAAUGUCUGAUUAGAGACACUCGACUCAUGCAUGCCACUCAAGGUUCCUCUCGACUCCGUAUUGUAUGUUGUUAUAAGAAGCAAUAAAAAAAAACAAGGUUAAAGGGAAGCCAACACUUUCGGCGUUGUCAAUUAUAUCAAAAAGUUUGUUACUUUCAAAUCUGGAUUAUAUAUAUAUAUAUGGUUUGUCUGAGUAAUUUUACUUAAAUUCUUUCGGUACGUGACAACAACGUUAAUGAAUGGCUUGAAAACAAAAACUUUCGCAUUGUUUCAAUUGAGCGCCUCGAUUGUGUAAACAUUUCGAAAGUAAUCGACGAUGGAACCUUCGUGUAAAUCGCGUUGUUUUUUUUCGCUUCGUUAGCUCUUCGUAUCAUCUUUCUCAGAAACGAUAUCCAUGAUAUUCGCAUUGUGCAGCAUAGUGCAAGGUAUAAUCUUUAACUUCGAAUGGACAUGGGACGAUAAAAGUAACUGUCGAAGUAAAAGAUCUAUUCACUAUUUAUAAUGGGGUAUUGGGGAUCCUUGCUCUUAUGUUAAGUGAUUAAAUUGAAGUUGAAUUCAAUGUGUUGAAUAACUUGAGAUUGUGAGACACACACAGAUAGCGAAAAUAAAUUUGAUCUAUAAUCAUGUAGACUUGUGAGAAGUAAUGAGAGCAGAUGGAAGCAGUUUCUCAAUUAAAAUGCAAAACUUGUAAAUUCCUGCAAAACUUUAUCAAGAAGAUAAUGACAUCAGUGAUAAUCGACGAUCGUGUUUACUCAUUACUUUUUAUUUGUGUAACGUAUUCCUUAUCUUUUUCUAAGAGGUACUUAUCGCAAACGAGAGACAAAUUAGCGCAAAAAAUGUCAGUCACUGAGGUUAUUAUAUUCGACCGAUAAUUUCAUCGAUACAACUACAUCGAUCUGCUCUAGCACAAUUUAUCUAUCACUUGAUAGUUCACCCUGACUCGAAGCGAGAAAUUGUUUGAAUCGUUACGUAAUCAUGUUCGCGAUCCAUCUCUCAAUCGAGCACUCAGAACAUACGACUUGUAUACAUUUUUACUUUACCAGCGCGAUUGUGAAACGAGAGUCUGUAUAACGCAAAAUAUUAUACAAUACAACAGAAAGUUUUCUUACGGAUGCGCCGAUGCGAUAAUAAAAAAUAGAGAAAUUAAGAGUUUACAUCAGGUACAAGAAAAAAAAGGACCUCUUUAGACUGAUUCGUUUUGAAGAAAAAGAGAAAUCUCCCGUAACGAUUUAAGCCUUAGAGCACUUAAAGCAGCGCGAGUGACCACAUGUAGCGCGUGUAAAAAUUUGAAUGACAUACACUGAUUAUCAUUGCGUUACUUGUCGAUACAAUAUGCUGGGGCCACGGGUGAUGUCAAACGCAUAAUAUAUCAAACGUAAUACAAAAGACAUUAAACGUGUCUAUGAUUUACCAGUCUGGUAAUGAACACCGUUUACGUGUGUGUUCAUACCGUUCGCAAUACGCAAAAUACGAAAGCGAAAAAAAAAGAGAAAGAAAGAGAAAAAGAAACAUAAUUCUUAACACAGAUAUCGGUGGGCGAGGCCUACUAUUUUUAUCCGACUUUAUAUUUCAUAAAAGUGUAAGUCUCUAUAUACAUUUUUGUUAAAAUGUAUUGUUUUAUAAUAAGUAUGUCUAUUAUAUAUAUAUAGAUAUAUAUAUAAUGAAUACGUUGCAAAGUUUAAUGAUACUGAAAAUGAAAUAAAUGUUAAUCAUUGCAACACUUGGUUUCUAAAUUGAAAUACAUCAUAGAGUAAUAGCCGUACGCGCGACGAUCACAUCUCUCGUGUCAAGCAGAAGCGUUGGGAAGUAUCUCUUGGUGCUAUCGCUUACUACACACAUUACACAGCCAGACGUGUACGCGAGAUAAGGAAAACAGAAGAAAACUAACAAAGUACAUUGAUACAUUGUACAUUGUAGAAUGUAGCCUAUAGCCUGCUGGAGCCUUAAUCUGUUCACUUUACGUUGAGGGAAUAGGGAAUUGCGGGACAGGGGAUCGGGGAUGGGGGAAUACUAUGUACAUAUGUUAUUUGGAUGAAUGAAUGCGACGAUGCGCACCACCAUUUGAUUCUUAAUGCAAUAGGAUUCGAAACGUCUGUGUAAUAUUAUUCGUACUUUGUAAGUUACAUCGUAAUUCAAGGCGUCAUCUCUUCAGCCACAAUAUAAGAUGGCUUUCUCAAAGAGGCUGGAAGGGAGAGAAAGAGAAAGAAAGAAAUGCAGAUUCUUGCCAUUGAUGCUUGUGGACGUUAAACAAACGUACAGAUAAAAACAAACAAUAAAUUGUCUGUUAGCACAUGCGAGACGCAAUAACGAAGUUACUUCUGUAAAUACGGUCGCACAUACAUUAUUACUCGAGUCGUUGUUUGUAUUACGUAUGUAAAUUACAAAAUGGAGUGUUGAGGUUUCGAAUCUUGUCAAAACUCCACAUACACACACACAAAACAUAGUUGCCUACGAUAUUGAACUAGGUAUUACCUACAAUCGAGUGUAUCGUAACAUAACAAACGCAUGUCCUUAUGUAAAAAUUUAAACACAGAAUACAUUUAUCAGUUAAAUUAUGUAUUAUUGAAUGUUAUGAUUGAUUAAAUAAAGUGAUAUGACACUUUA
Molecule: messenger RNA, 3930 nt
Organism: Odontomachus brunneus
Lineage: Eukaryota; Metazoa; Arthropoda; Insecta; Hymenoptera; Formicidae
Gene: cpa
Product: F-actin-capping protein subunit alpha
Exons: 3
Coding region: 339-1208 (289 amino acids)
Biological process (GO): barbed-end actin filament capping; actin cytoskeleton organization
Cellular component (GO): actin cortical patch; F-actin capping protein complex
Molecular function (GO): actin filament binding
Source: RefSeq, a predicted model, not a curated record